AUGUUCAGGGUAAUAGUGGUAGUCCUAACGGUCUUUGCCAAGUUGAUUAAACCUUAAUUCGUUUAAGAGUUUUCUGAUCCUUCUACUUAAUCGAUUACAUCAUUAAAUUCAGCAAAAGGGCAAUAGACCUUUUACCAAUUAGAUUUUUCAUUUUAAAAUAAUCAAAAUGAAUUUAAUAUCGUGUCUUCAUUGGGUAAGUCUUAAUUAAAUGUUAGCUUGAAAUUUCCUAAAGAAAUUACUUUACCAAGCAUAUUAAACUAAUGCUAAAUAUUUUCAAUAUUGCAGGGAGUAAGUAGCUACUAAAAUGUAGAUUGCUUAAUAAAUUAAUUUUCUAAUUCAGUUCAAUUCAACUUUGAUGGUUCACUUUUUAUACAAAAAACAAAUUCUAUUGUAUUUGGUCAAGUAGAUAAUCCAAAUAAUUAUGAAUAAAGCUCAGAUUUUGAGUUCUGUAUAAAUAAUAACUCAAAUAAGAUAAUAUGCUAAUUUAGAUUUGGAAAGUAGUCUUUUGCAAAUCCUCCAAUUUAAAUGAUAUCUGCUUAAGUAACGCCAAUUUCAUGGUUAAAAAUAUCAUCUGGAGCAAGUUAUUCGUUUAAAUUUUAGUUGGUUGGAAUUUAUUUAAGUGGUCACUCAAUUAGAAUAAUGUUUCCUUAGUAUUUUACAAGUAGUUCAGCCUAUGUUAGAAUAUAAGGUAAUACAUGUGAAAAAACUAUUAGUAAUUUACAUAUGGGUAGAGUGAUUGAGUGCUUAGUGCUAUCUUAGCCUCUUUCUGGCUUAGUUUAAGUUGAUAUAAUUAACAUGAUAAAUCCUAACUACUCUGGUUAUUUUAUGGGCUUUUAAAUUGAUCUUCUUAAGUAUAGCAGUAAUUUAAUUGUAGAAACAAUCCAAUUUGAUGGAUAGAUAUAAAUUUAACCUGGGAAAAUUUUUGCUUCCCUUGAUACCUCAGUUGAUAAGACUUUAAUCUCGUUUGGCAUUCCUGUAUAUUAUCUAACUAUUCAAACUGAACACAAUCUAUAUAAUGGUUAUAUUCAAAUCUAAUUUGACUCCUAAUGGUAAAUAACCUCUAAUACAUGUACAAUAUUGUAAAUCCAAGAUGAUGAUCCAGCUGAUUAUACUUGUUAACUUUAAGGAAGCAGUUUUAUUGUUUCUACUUUCACAUAACUACAACCGUACUAGAAAAUUAUCAUUGAAUUACCUAUAAUUUAACCUUCAAUCUAAGGUUAGUACAGCUUUACAAUUAUAUCAAAGCUAAGUGGAUCAAACUAAAUAGUAGAUUAUUCUUUGAUAAAUACAUAAAUAGGUUCAUAAAAGGGUACUUCUAAGAUAUUUAGAGCACAUCCAAUGAGAUAUGUAACAAAAUUAAAAGCAGGAUAGAGAGGUCCUAUUGAAAUUUUAUUAUUUUUAAAUGUACAAUUGCCUCCAACCACAAGCUUAACUGUGGGAAAAAUUGUUAUUACAAUUGUGCCUUAGGUUUAGAAGCCUGUAACCUAAUAAAAUGGAAUUUUGAAAUGCUUAUUUUACGAAAGAGUUAUGGCUACCAGCUGUGUACUUAACAAUUCAUAACCUGGAAAAACUAUAAUCACUGUAUAUACACCUUCAAACUAUUCGUUUUUCUAAAGCGAAAUACCACUCAUUAUCACAACAGAAGGAGCUAUUCCAGGGUAAUAAGAAGGUAUCCUUGUAAAUACAAUAUUGCAGAGAUACGAAUUUACAGUAUAAACAUUUAAUUCAGAUAAUCCAGUAGCAUCUCCUUUGGAAAUAUUUUAUGGAGAGUGGGUACCAGAUUCAUUUUAGCUUACAAAUGCUGUGAUAAAUCCUCUUGCACUAGAGCAGUUAGAAAUUUUAGUUGUUUCAAUAAAAUUUUCUUGUCCUGUUGAUUUGACUAUGAAUGGAAGUUCAACUAAUUAUGUUUUCAUAUUAUACUUCAUUAGUGGUGUUAACAUAGUUAUCCCUUCUGGCUAGAAUUCAAUAUAAAAUUUUUCAUGCUUUAUACAAGGCUUAACAGGAGUUAAUGUCAGAUGUGAUUUAUAUAAAGAUAGUAUUUAAAUAUAUGGAUUUUAGACUCUACUGGCUGGCACCAGUGUUACAAUCAUAAUUAGCGAAAUUCCUUUAACUGUGGCACCUAAUACAAUCUUAAAUCUGACAUUUUCAAUAAAUUAGAUUACUCCUGGAAUGCCUACUUAAUAUGUAUAGUUAUAUCAAAUUAAUUAACAAUGGAUCUUAUUCCCUUAAUCUUAGCCUAACACCUAUAAUAUGGAUUACGAAGUUAGUGUUUUGUAAAGCAGUGCUGUUAUAAAUAGUAUACCAUCAUUCAGUAUUUCUUACACGCUAAAUCCAAUUGAUACAGUUUUAUACUAUUUUCCUUCUUCAUUUAAAUAUAUAUUUACUUCUUCUACAUUUACAUGUGGAACAAGUACCUGUUAUUAUUUAGUAAGAGCUCCAUCUUCAAAUGGAUUUAUUAUACUUGAAAGUAAAGCUCAACCAAUAACAUUGAACCCUCCUAAUUAUAAUCAGCUAACUGUCAUCCCUUUAGGUGUAAUUUAAGCUCCUCCCUUUUAAGGUAGUUUUCCUGUUAAUAUGUAUGCUUUGUUUAACCAAAGAGUAAUAAAAAAAGCAUUUUUCUACAUAAAAUUCGGAAGUGAUUUAAUAAACACAGCGAGCUUUACUGUAACAAAUCCAGGAUAAUUUAUAAUUAAAAAUACUGAACACUACUUUACAGUAUCAUUUAUCACAAAAAACUACAUUCCAGAUUCAGGUUCUAUAUAAAUCUUUUUUCAUAAUGGGGUAACUGUAUAGACAAGUAGAUAUUAGCUUUACUGCUAAUUGCAAUCCCCUCAGUUUUAAAGUUUAUCUUAUUUUCCUAUUUAAUGCACUAAAAAUGAUUCUACAAACUCUUUCACAAUAACUGGCUUCAAAUUAAUAAAUUCAGGAGUUUAGCUAACGAUUACAUUAAGAUUACUUACUGACCCAGUACAGAAUCCAAUAAAUCCUACUUGCGACAUUUAUACUCUAGAUUAAAAUGGCAAUCCAAUUGAUUCAAUAAUUGGCGUUUAGAAUGCAAAUAAUCCUAUCACAAAUAAUAUUAGCUCUCUUCAAUAAUUUAAUAUUAUUGAUAACUAUUACAGAUAAAACGAAUAUCCCCCAAUUAAUUAUAUUGGACCAUUCAUACUUUAAUUUUAGUAGUCAAAUACUAUUGUAGCUGCCUUAAAUACGAUUGAAGUUCAAUUUGAUGUUGGUUUCUCAAUUCCUAAUGGCAUAACAUAAAAUGCGCCUAUGUAUUGCUAAAUUAAUCAAGUUAGGGCUUACUGCAAAGUAACAUCUUACACCCCUUAACUCACUGUACAAAUUUAUCCUCAAACAAAUCCUGCUGUUGUAGUAAGCUCAAAUAAUUAAAAUAAUUUACUGAUAUCUACAGAAUAUGUAAGCCCUUUAGAUGGGAUUUAGCAUCCGACUUUGGCAGAUGUUUAUUAAGUUUAAGUAAAGCUAAUUGAUUUAUUUGGAAAUACUAACUUGUCUACAAAGUAUACCAAAAUAAAUCCAUUAAAGUUGGUAUUCUUUUAUGUGAAAUCAUAUUGUAGCUCUCCAAGCUAGUAUAAUCUGUUAUUAUUUCAUGCUAGAUUUUCAUAAAACGUUUUAAAAUUCUCUGGCGGAGGAAGAAUAUAUAUUGUUUUUCCUACUUUUAAUUAAGCUGGGACUGGAUUAUUCAGUUCAAAUUUAGGAUUAAAUUAUGAUCCUUUUGUUGAUAACUUAGUAGCAUGCAACUUUUCAUAAUCUUAAAAUACAAUAAAUGCCGAGAGUGGAAAGUAGUUAAAAUGCAGACUAAAGCCCUAAGAUUACAAUACAGACAGUAUUAGAGUAGAAAUAAUCAAUUUUGACAAUAUUUAAGUUGACUAGGAAAUGUAUGUUUUUAUGACUUAGAUAAUGAAUCCAUCAAAUUUAAUUGUUGAUAUUACUUUUAAAAUUGAAGUUUAAAUUAUAGACCAGAUAAACGGUUCAAUUCUUUCUAAUUUGAAUCUUGAUUAUUUUAAUGUAUUUUUAAAUAUGCAAACUUCCACACCAAAUCCUGAUUUGACUAAUCCUUAUAUAGGAAAUAUUUUUAGCGUUUCCUCAAGUGUAGGAAGUACUAAUGUAGCUAUGAUCUCAAAUAGGGCCUAUUAUACUACUGCUUUUUCUGCUUAAGAUAUUUAUUAUGUUUAGCUACCUCCAACUAUUACUCCUACUUUAAACUUUCUAGGUUGUGAUGCAACAUAAUUUUUACUAUGUUUAUCAUUCCCUGAUGCUAAUGUUUUAGUUUACAUUACUAAUUAAAUUCCUGCGUUAACUUUCUCAAAUAUAAAUGAUUCAAUAAUUAGCUAAUUACCAAUUUCAGUCCCUUAGACUAACACAAUCUACUAUUCAUAUGUAUGGUAAAAAACUUUGUAUUAAGGAAGGGUUGUGAAUUAAAUAACAGCAAAUCAGUGGAAAUCACUGACUGGUAGUUUAAGUAAUGUAUCACUAAAUUUAAUGAAUAGCUAGACGCCUUUGAUUAAUACAGUCAAGACCCUUAUUCAACUUAAGUUCACAACUACUCAUUUUAUACCAGCUGGAGGCUCAAUAGUAGUUUAAUUUCCUACUGAUUUCCCAGCAAUUUAUAGUCACUGUGAAAGUUCUUUUUAAAAUGGCUCUAAGCUAUAAUCAAAUUAUUUAUCAAAUAGUGGAUCAUUUGGUUGUAGUGUUUAAAACAAUUUAUAGUGGGUUAUAAGCAAUAUAAAUUAAGUUUAAGCUAAUUCUAAUAUAAUAAUAACUGGUAAAGUAGAUCUACCUACUUCUUAAAUAACUACAUAGAGCCUUUAAAUAACAACUUUAAGCACAGGUUUCAGUGCAAAUACAUUAACAUCUGGUUAUUUAAUAGAUUAAAUUUUAAAUGCACCAAAUACUGUGAUAAGUAUGUCAUAAUACUCAACCAUGUUGUAACCAGAGGUCGAUUAUGUUGAUAUAUAACAAGAUAUUUUAAGAAGCAACUUCAGGGGACCUUUAAGGAUGCAUUUGAUUGUUAAUGACAACGUUUUAGGUAACCAGGGGAAAUUUUAAAUAGAUUUGUUCAGAUAUUCUGUAAAUAGAAAGAAUACAGGAGGAUUUCCUUACAAUUAAAAUGAUAAAUAUGUAUGUGGAUUUGAAAGUAAAAUAAAUGUAGGGAAAAAAAUAGGUUGCUUGAUACUUAGCAUUUCGGAAGUAAACACAUCAAAUACUCAAAAUAGCUUGAGGAUUAUAAUGCUUCCUAAUGAGCAAUUGAAUAAGAAUGAAAGAUAUGAGCUUGUGUUAACAACAGUUAACGGAAUUAACCAAGAAGGAAUAUAAUUUGGAAUUAAUCCAGGUACAUUUAGAAUCUCGCUUGCUUGUGAUCCUUAGGGUUUGAGUGCUUUUAAAACUAUAGAUCAAGUUUACCUUCAAAUAUACUCAAACGAUUUUAAGUAAAUACUAGUAUAAAGCUUAAUUAACAUUCCUGGGGAAUGGAAUUUAAUAUUGCUCAAAAUUUAACCUUAAGUUACAAUAAAAGUGACAGAUUAGAUCAUUUUAGAGUUUCCUGUUAUCUCUCUUGAUUCAAAAAACCUUUUUGCAGAAAACGGAGGUUAUUCAAGUCUUAAUGACUCUGAUAUUAUUUUAUAUGAUUUAGUUGAUGCUUCUCUGAGUUUAUCUGCAGUAAAUUUUAGUAUGACUUGCAGGUUUUUUAAAGGCUACAGACCUUUAAAUUAAAAUUUAAAAUUCAUUUGCUCUCAGCUAUCAAAUUAAAUAACAAGUGCUGACUAUAUUUAGAUAGCAAUAUCAAUAUAGAACCCAACCAUACCAUUAAAUAGUUAACUCUCCAUCCCUAUAUAGAUAUACACUUAUGAUAUUAUCUAAGAAGCAAAAACCCAUUAUAGACAUGAAAUCAAUGCCAUUCCAAUUCUUAAUCCAGGAAUGAGUGAUGUAACAGGAAUAAAUGGAGAUUUUGAUUUAGGGAAUAGUUAAAAUACUGUUUGCCACUAUUUGGUGUAAACUAUUCAUUUUAGAGCAUAACAAUCACAAUAAUUAUAGUUUACUAACUAAGAUGUUUAUCUGCUAAGAUUAAAUUUUCCUUUAUAUUUAAACUAACCAACGUCUUUGGUUAGCUGCCAAUAUAAUAAUGUUGCUCCUACGCCAUUUAAUUCUAACUGUGCAAUACUUGUUAAUAAUGGAUAUAUUUUGGUUUUUCCAUCUUAAUCUGGAAGUUUAAACCCAACAAACUUGGUCUGGAUUAAUAAUGCCUUUUUUACUCCUUAUAGCAAAUUAGAAAAUGCUGCUUAAAGAGUUGUUAUUGGAUUUGCUUAUUAUAGUUCUAGAAGGCUAACAGAAAGAAUAUAAUAUUUUGAUAGCUUCCCAUAGCUAUUAACUUAAGUUAGUUCGAGUGUUAGUAUGUCUAUAACUAGUAAAGGAAACAUUAUUCCAUAUCAAAAUAUAAAUAUGGACUACAUCUUUACCAUCACUGCCCCUUAUUGGUCAAUAGUAAAAAAAUUAGCUGUGGUUUUUCCUAUUUCAUCAGGAUUUUCUUUUACUUAUUCUAAUUGCAAGGAAGCAGCAACAUCAUAAGUGUAAAUUUAAAGAUGCGAUAUUGAUUCAACAAACAAGAUUAUUUGGAUUACAAUAUAGAAUUCUCCAAAUCUUCCUUAUUUUAUUAAUGAUGGAACAUUAAAUCUCUCUUUUUAAACACUUUCUCUUACGAUGGUUAACCCUUAAAUAGCAGCCGCAACUUAAAUUAUUCCUUAUAAUAAUUUUGAUCUAAAAUUCUAUUCUUGGUACACAGCUCCAGCUACAGCACUGAACCCAAGAGCUUCUGACGAUUAUGUUUGUUUUAGCGACAACAAGUAAAUGGCUGGAGGACUAACUAUAACAGCAGAUAAAGCAGGAGUUUAUCCUGUAGUCCCUAAUUUAUUUGACUAUAUACACUAGCAAUAUUUUGAUGAGUUUGUAGCCUAUAGCAGGACUCAAAGAAUCCCUAUAAAAGUUGAGGUGGAAAGUCCUGUAAAUAUACCUGCUACAACUUGGUAAUUAUCUCAUAAAAUAAUUGUUCACUAUAAUGCAGGAAUUUAAAUACCUACUCCAAGUACAAAAAAUGAUCUAUUAGUAGAUACUCUGGUUUGUUAUGUUAAUAAUAUGAGAGUAAGAUGUACAAAUGAUUCCACUAAUUUACAAAUUAUUGUUGAAUUCAUAGAAGCUUAACCUUUGGGUUCAAAUAUUUACAUUUAUGUUUCAGCUGUAGAUCCUAAUAAUUUAGAGAAGGAUGGAUUUUUCUAUAUUGGUAAUGAUGGCGCUUAUUCAAUCAAAUAUGAAAUUGUUAUAAAUGGAGGAAAUUCCUAUUUUCUUCAUUCAGAUUACUUUUCAGCUUUCUAUUCAACUCAAAACUAACCAAUCACACCACCUCACAGAGGAAUUGAAGUAGGAUCAAUCACUUCAGCCAAUAACUUUAAAGGAGCAAUAAAUGUUCUAGAGUUUACUCUUAGUUUUGAUAGAUCUGAUAUCAAAGGACUGGUUUUUGAAUUUCUGACCGUUGACCAGCUUAAAAACUAAAUUUACACAACAACCACCAUGCAUGGGUUAUAAACUGGGUCUCCUUUUCCUUGCUCAAAGGGUAUACCAGUACCUAACUCUUCUCCUGAUUGCAACUUAAAUCUAAGCAGCCCUACAACUACUGGUUGUCAAUUUCCUAUAAAAUGUUUUAUUGAAGAAGGUCAGAUUACCUAAUUCGGUAAGCCUAUUAGAGUUCAUGCAUUUGGAUUUGCAUAUACACCUAAAUAGCCAGAAACUUUUAGAUUAAUGGUUUAAAAUCCAACUGGUACUCUUGCAGGCUUAGCUACUCCCAUAGAUUUUCUUAUUGUAGUAAAAGCGUAUGGAGGUAAUUAAAAUUAUCAAUAUCCUUAUGGAAAUGAAUUUAAAGGUGACUAUUCUUUCCUAGGUGUUAUCAGUUUAGUUUAAAAUACACCAAAUAAUAUUCCUCCUGCUGCACUUGUUCCUUCAUCUGCCCUGUGGCAAAUUAAUACUCUAAAAUUUACAACAAACUAAGUCAUACAAUCUACUAGUUAAUCAAGUCUCAUUUAGAUAGUAUUAGCUGAUUAAACUGACUAAAAUAUUUGCUUCUUUGCGCCUGACCAAUAUGUUAGAGACAUUUUUUAUUUAUAAGUUUUUCCUACACCAACUACAAUGGUUAAAUACGUUUAUGCUUAUAGAUUAUUCUAAGCUUCAGAGAGUUCUGCCAAAAUAUUUAAUCUUGGUUCGUUAAAGUGUGAGCAUUACAGAUAUAACGUAGUUGUCAAUCAUUUUAUGUCAGGAUCUCAAGAUGUGUUGACUUAUACAUUAUCAGAUGCUUAAUCAGUAUCAAAUGCUUAAUUGCUCUUAGCUCCAAAUGUAAAAAUUCAAUAUUUUGAUUUCCUCACAAUUUAACAGAAUCAGCCAUCUCAAACUCUUGUUAAAAUCAAUAUUUCGUAACUGCUAACUUAUUUUACUCCUUUUUAUGGAAAUAUAAUAUCUUUAGAAUUUCAAGGAACCUCACAAACCAACACAAUAUUUCAAAAUGGAGCUACUUCUUGCACAGUAAUGAGUGGAUUAUCAAUUUUGAAUACACCUGACCAUAUUGGAGAAUAGGUGUAAUGUGCAAUAGAAACAAAUACUAUUUCUGGAGGAAUUGCUACUAGGCUUAAGAUAAGCAAUUUUGAUUCUAUUAUUAACUAUCCUUAUGUAAAUUCUCUUGGUGCUGCUCUUCCAUAAAAAGAUAUGGGUUUAAAAAUUAGGAUUAUGCAUACUAAUUCAUAAUAUAGUCCUGUAAAUCCAAUUUAAGUAAUAUUUACUUACUAUGCUAAUUCAGCUGCAUACUUGCCUAGCACUUCUUAAGGUCAUCUAAUGUUUUAUUCAAUAUUGUCUCAUACACCUGAUUAUUCAUUUCCAAUGCUUACAACACCUAAUAACUAAGGUUUCAUUAAUCAAAGUUUGAACAUAGGAACUUAUUACAAAAUAACCAAAAUUACAAAUAAUGCUCUAGGACCUUAAAAUAAUAUUUAAAUAACCAUUGAUUUUUAAACAAACCAAGACAUGUAUAUAGGAGGAGAUUGUACAAAUACACCAUAUUGUAUGACCUGCACAUGUGCAUAGGCAUGUACUGCAAAUAGAUAGUAUUGGGGAUAUUGGUAUUUAUAUCUUUUCGGACUAGAGCUAGAUUAAACAUAAACCGCAUGCACAAUAGAUGUUCUUGGUAGAUUAAAGUAACCAAAUUCACCAUUUGAUCCUGAAGAAGUGAUAUCUUGCUAAAUUAUUUAUAGUUCAAACGGAUACGCUAUGAUUUAUAUGGGGUUUUUCGAAUAAUUUUAAGAAAUGGGAAGUAUCCUUAAUUAUAAAAAUAAACCUUGGGAGAUUUAUAUCACCUUAAUAAAUUAAACCUUUGCUCCAACUAACACAUAAAAUUAUGUAUGGUCCAGGUUCCACAUUUACCAACAAAAAUGUUUUAAUCCCACAUCAAGUCCUAGCACUGUUUUAUUAAUGGAAAAUGUAUUUACUUACACAACAGAUUAUCUCUAAAUAGGAAAUACUCCAAGUUUUAGCUCUCUAACGCUUGAACAGUUAUAUACCACUGAAUACUAGUUCUCUUUAAAUAAUGUCAAUUUAAAUAUUGGUGUUUCAUAUAACACGGUACUUUAAUUAGUUUUUCCUUCAUAUGUAACAAAUUUUAUCUAUGCUACUGACCCUACAAAAGAAUCAUAGUAAAUAUCUUGUCUUUGCUCAAUACCAUUGGGAAGCCCUCUAACUCCAUAACUAUGCUAUAGAAGAAUACCAAUAAAUCUUUUUUAAGCUUCAGUUUUGCUAUACAUUAAUGUGAAAUAGGGUGCUUCUAUAACUUGCUAUAUCCCUGAGAUUAUAAAUCCAUCAGCAUAGAAUAAUUUAGGUGUUUUAAUAAAAGUGACUAGCCCUUCAAUAUAUAGUGAUUAUUAAGGUGUAGGUGGAUAUGCAAAUGUCUAUUAAUAAACUAUCUUAGUUAAUAUAUUAGCUUAAAGUACUUUGAAAACUGGUACUUUUGAUAUAGAUCCACCAACCUUCUAUAACUCGAGGUAAGUAAAUGAGCAACCACUUGUAAGAUUUGCUGUAGAUGUUAAUUCUCAAUUUUUUAAUUGGCCUUACAUUUAUAUCAGAUUACCAUCGAUUGGACCUGUACCCACACUUGAUUUUUGUAAUUCUCCAAUAUUUUUGAAUAAUAGAGUAUAUUCAGUUUAGUCUCUUUUGAUUGUGUGCUAAGUUGGAUAAAAUCCAACUUAAAUCACAGUGUUUAAAGGUUCACCUCAAUUGAUGAUGCCAGCUAAACCUUUUACUUUUACAAAUUAUGAGCUAGAUAUUUACGUAUUUGAUGGGACAUAAGGAAUUAUGACACACUAAUUUUAACAGCUUUUCCCUUCUACUAAUUUCAAUCUAGCAUAAUCUACUCUCUUCUAAGUUACAAACAUUUUCUUAACUUUAAAUGUUGGCUUGCAAACUUAGAUAUGCGCAGCUACAUUCCUUUUGAGUAGUUUUGUCAUUCCUAAAAACAAAGGAAGAAUACUCAUUUCUUUUUCUAAAACAUAAGUUCUAUUAGCUAAAAACGCAUGCUUUGUUGUGGUUGAGUAGUAAGCAAUUCCUGAUUUAUAAUGUUACUAUGAUGGUUCUAAUGCUAUUAACCAUAGAUUUUGGAUUUAUAGGACUAUAGCUGAUUUAAACACUUAAAACACUAUCGAUGUUUAUUUUAGUGUAUAAAAUAGCGGAACCAGCAAUAUAGAUUUUACUUUAACAUUUUAUUACUCAUACAUUUCAGACACUAUCAACUAAGUAUCUGUAUAAAAUAUAUUUACAUAAAUAAUAUAAACUGCUGACUCAUCUUCUACCAAGCUAUUUUUAAGCUAUAGCUAUAUGAAGCUAUAUCCUUUUGUACCUAAAAUAUAUACUCUUCCUAACACAUCUGAGAGAUUUUUUAUAACCUUUCAAAAUGCUAUCCCAUUGGUCCAGCAUAUGAGAGUGUUUACAGGAAAGACUGUAGACGUCUCCUAGGUAUCUAUAAAAUGUACUCUUAGAUAAUACGAUUCAGUUAAAUUAAUGUCAUAUAAUACAUUUUUAUGCUCAGCUUCUAUAUUCGAUCCAACAGGUUCUCCUGCAUUUGAAAUUUUAUUUAAUAAAGUUUAAUUGUAAUUGCUACCAAAUGUGAAAUACGAAUUUAUCAUCUCGACUUUAAAUAACAAUUAAAUAAUUGGAUUUUAAAAAGAUACAGUGAAUACUUAUAGAGAAGUUUGGAUGUUUGCUAGAUAGCUAAACUAAAAUUUACUUUUUUAUACACGCCUACUUCACUAUUAUGAUUAAGGUAUAUAACAAAUACAAUUAAGCAGCCUAUAUUAUACUUCAGGUUUAUAGUAGUAGACAACUAGCUUAUUUCUUCAAUUUACUCUAACACCUGCUUUACCAAAUGGUUAUCCAACAAGUUUUAUUACAUUAACAUUCCCUGAAUUAACGAUUGCUUAGGCUUUCCCAACAGCAAAACCUGGAGAUACUAUUAACUGCUAAUUAAGCACUACAUUUUAAUAGAUAAAUACAAGGAUCUUAAGUCCUAGAUGCAUUAUAAUUCCUAAUGAAAAUGGUUAAUUAUAAAUAAGAAUCGAAUAAUUUAAUUCAGUAAGUGCAAAUACUUAAUUUUCGAUAGCUAUUGAUGACAUGCUACUUCCUGCCAAAUAUGUUUUAUAGUGGUGGAAUAUGAAUGUGUUAAUAAGUGUUUAUUUAAAUGAUACUACUCUUUACUUUUUAAGAGUCUAAUAACUGUUAGUUGUUGAUGGUGUUACUCCAACUCCUACUGUAAAUACAAUAGGGCCUUUUAAUUUUAAUUCUCCUACCAACUUAGUUCAAGGUUAAACAAGUGAUUAUCCUGUUUCUAUUUUGAAUUAUCCAAUCAACAGUAACUAUUAUGAUAUGAAUAACUUUAGUGGCUUCAAAAUUAGAUUAUAGUUUUUUAAUGGUAUUCUAGCAGCUAAUAAUAUAAACAAUAUCUCAAUUUAAUAAUCGUAAGGAGCCACCUCAUCUACGCUUAAUAUUUUAUGGAUUAAUACCAAUACUAAUAGUAUUUAUAUGAGUGCCCCAUUAAUAAAUUAGUCUUAAUAAAUGAAUUUCAUCUUCAAAAGCCUCACUAAUCCCUAUACUUAUCAGUAACUAGCUUAUGGCAUUAAUCCUUAUGUACAAGCUAGUUUUUACCAAGGCAAUAAUAUGCAAAGAUAAACUCCUCUAUUGUCCCAUCAGUUAGCAUAUACAGUAAAUUUAAAUUUAAAUCCUAAUAUUGCUUUUAGCGUAUUCUAAUAUUCAACACCAUUUUUGAUACAGAUUUCAAAUCCUUUUAAUCUUGAUAAUUAAAUUAUUGCUGCUUUAAACCAAAGAGCAGUGUGUGAAAUUUAAUUUUAAAUUAAUGCAAACUCAGCAACAUUACUUUAAAGAAAGAUUAAAAAAAUCCAUUUAGUUUUAACUUCAGGAUUCUCAACUCUUGAAAACUGUUGGAUUACUACCUUAACAACCUCAACUUAUUUAAACUAGUUUUAAAGCUGCCAUAUUACUGCAGCUAAUACUAUUGAUAUAUUGAAUGUUAGUGAUUUUAAUACUGCAUAAGGUUUCUCCAUUUUUAUUCAAGGUCAUGUUAUAUCUAAUAAUGUUUAAUAUACUUUUGAGUUAUAAACAAGUGAUUAUUUGGACGAUUCUUCUAGUCCCUAAACCUAUACCAUAAAUUAGUUUGAUCCAGUUGCUAAAAUUUAUACUGAAUAUGAUUUUCUUUAAUAAAAAUAUAUAUUUGGAUACUAUGAAACAGCUUUUACUUAAUUAUUUUACUAAGAUAUCACUCCUUCUUUAGUAUUUUACAUAUACUUUGACUCUAUAGUAUCGCUGACAUACAAUACAAAUUACUUUGAAGUCUCCACAGCUACUUUGAUUCAACCUAACUAAGCGAAUGGAAUUAUGUGCUCAUUCUCCCCAGUCCUAGCCUCAUCUGAUCUUGGUUUAACAAUAUUUUGCUCUUGUUUGUACAACACUGGUACAAAAAGUUAUUAAAUUUAAAGCCCUGUAGGAGGUUUAAACACUAAUCAAUAAUAUGCUUUGAAGAUAUAAGAAGUAGUUUAGAAUAGCUAAAUAUAAUUGCAAUCUAUUAGUAACAAUGGAUAAGAGCUUAUAUUUUUUAAUAUACGCACAGCUACUACAAACACACUUAUAAAACAAUAAACUUUAUCACUAUUUUUUAUUACAAGAUUUAAUACUAUAAAUAUAAAACACGCAACUACUACUGCAACAUUUUAUGAUGUGAUUCAGAUAAAUUUUUCUGUUACAAAGGAUGUGGUUCAAAACACAAAUGAAGAGGUACAGCUUGCCCUAUAUAUAGAAGGUAAUUAUUAUCUAUAAGAUUUAGGUAUUACACAAGUAUACCAAAGUGAUAAUUUAGGUCCUUUUACAAGUGGUUAAUAAUUCAAUUGCAUAUUAACACCAAAUCUUUAAAUUGGAGUCUAUCCCAACUGCAUCCUUUAAUUUGGAUAAUACUCAAAUAAAUACGAUUAAAUUAGAAUUAUUGUUUCAAAUAUAGGAAAUGUGCUAAGUGGUACUACCUACACUUUAAACAUAGGAAUGGUUUUAAAUCCAUUAACUAUUUAAAACACUAUUGAUUAUACCUUUUUAAUAAUUAAGAAAAGAAUAAGCUCCUUUACUACAGAAUAAAUAUCACAAUUUAUCUAUAAGAAGAGAUUAUUAAAUCAUGAUUACGUGAAAGAUCCUUCACUUGCUGUAGCAUUACAAAAUACAGACUUUAUCUUAUACAACAAUAUAAAUAACCAAAUUUAAACAAAUUAGCUUGGAAUGGCUAUAUCUAUUUUUAACACAAACUUAGUCACCACAAACUAAAUUUUAUUAAAAUAUGAUAAUACUUUAAACGGUAUUCUAAAUCUGCAGUAGGUUCUCUCGAAUUUAAUAAUUGCUAAUUGCUAAGUUGUUUAUUUUCCUAUAAUCAACCUAGUAAUGCUGACUCCUUUAUAACCAAUAGCAAAGCCAGCUUCAUUUAAUUUAGGCAGCUCGUACUUGAGCCAGAACUAUCAGAGUUAGUGGGGAUUUUCUUUAGUUUGGAUAACUGAUUUUUCAAUAGCAUAAACUCUUUACUACAACAAUAAUCUUUAAAGAAAUACUCUUAGUACUAUUACAGAUUUAUCAUUAAAAAAUCUAAAUAGGAUUUCAGGAGUUUAAAAUGUGGGAAGCUAAAAUCUUUAUGAAAUCAACUUUUUAACUCCUUUCAUACCAAAAUAAGGCAUAAUAAAUAUAAAUUUACCUCCUUAAUUCCAUUUUUACAAAAGCUAACUUAAUAGCAUAAAAUUAGUUUAAAAUUUUAAUUUGAAUCCUAUAUAUUCAACAAUAAGAACAGUUUAUAUGGAUUCUACAAAUGUCAUCCAAAUUUAUUCCUUUGGAGAUAUUCCUACAAAUACAAAAGUUACAAUUAGACUACUUUUAGAUAAUAUGAAUUCAGGUCAAGCAAUAAAUCUUUUAUCAAUUUAGAUACUGGGUAAUCUUAAAAUUGCAUCUAGUUUAAUUGUAUAAAGUAGUGUAGUAGUUGGUGUCGCUAUUUUUAGUCCUCCAACAAUAUCAUCAAGCUUACUGCUUCUUUAAAUAACCCCAACUCAUUUAGUCACUUACUUCACCUAGGAAUUCAAUGCUUUACACUUACAAAUAUCUACAAGUUUAACAACCCUUAUAAAUGGAAAUAACUUUAUUGAAUUAGUAUUUGAUCAAGCAAAUGCAUAAUGGCAGUUUGCUUAGGGUUCAAACAUAAUUAAUUACAUGAAGUAUUAUCAAUCAUGGCCAAUUUAAGUCAUUCAGGGUAGCAAUAACAUAGCAGUGAAUAUACUAUAACUCCAGACCUUUCCUACUUAUGAUAUAUCAUAAAACACUAUUUUUAAAAUUUUAUUCACUUCUGUCCGUGCAUCACCAGAUUACUAAGAAGGUAUUUAGUAUCCAAUAAGAGGCGUACUCCGUAAUAUAGUUUUAAAUAUCAGAAACUCAGGUACAAAUGUACUUGUAGAAAGUAGUUAUAUUGAAUAUGAACCUUAAGUUAAAAAAGACAAUAGUUUCAAGUUAAGCGUAUCAGCAGGAGAUGAAAUAAGAAUAUUGUUUGAAAUGAACGAUGAAAUAAAUCAAAUUUUUAUACCUUACCUUGGUUUUAAUUAAGCAAUACAGUUAAUUUAAUGUCAAGAAACUUCUUCACCUCUAGUAAUUUCCCCUACGUCAGCCUUGCAGUGCUAUCUAUAUUCAAACUAAAUAAGAAUACCUUUCCUUUAAAAUGUCACUCCACCUUCUGUAAUAUCUUUUUGGAUAAGCAAUAUUAUAAAUCCAACUAUGUAAACCACUAUUGGAAUCUACUUGUAGAUUAUGACUUAUUGCAGAGGAAAUCAAGGUAACUUAGAAUAAAACGAUCACAGAUGUAUAUUAUAUCACUCAAAAAAUUACUAUACAACUUAGCCUUUGCCACCAAAUGGGAUCUAAUAUAGCCUUUAGGCAUCACCUAUGGUUCCUAGCACUAAUGUUGUCUUUUUAAUGGCUAGCCACACAUACUAGAUAGUUUUCAAUAAUGCUGUACCAGCUAACAAAGAUAUUUUGAUUACUUACCCUGAUAAUCAUAUACAUACAUAAUCUUGCAACUCAGCUUAGGGAUAGUGUUAAAUAUUAAAUAAUAGAUCUCUUAUAUUUAAUCCUUCGACUGCAAUUAAUGCAGGAUAAACUUAUAGCUUUACUUUGAAUAAUGUGUAAAAUGGUAUAAGUUUAUCAAGCUUAUCCCAAGAUAAUUAUAUUUACAUUGAGAUUUAUGAUGGUCAAACAUCAUUAAUUUCACAAGCAUAUAAAGUCAUAUUUAAUCCUUAUAUUCCCUACACUUAAGGAAUAUCUGCAUCCAUAUCUAAUACACAAACUUAAAAUAUUUACUUAAAAGGAAAUUUCUAAAAUUUAGCAUAACUCUUAGUUUCUAACAUCUGGCAUGAUUCAUAUAUUAAUAACUUUGUGAUAUGGAAACCAGCAGUCAUUUAGGGUUUUAUUGAUUAAAGCUAUUGCAAUGCUACUUUACUCAUACCUAAUCCAAAUCCAUUUCCACUUAUUCUAUAAUGCUCGAUAUCUGCAUCUGGAGAUGCAAUUUAUAUUUCUUCAAACGGAGCUGCAUAUUAAGCUACAUUUUCUAGUCUAGUUUUAUCAGUUUAUUUUAAGGUUAUUAUAGAUUCAAAUUUCCCUCCUUAAGGCGUUCCUGCUGGAUUUACUGAUAAUCUUAUUGUUUAUGGAUGUGUUCAGUCAUGUAAUACUAUUAAUCCAAGUAGAUUUUAUCAAACUAUGGCAACAACAUAAUUGUAUGUGUCUAAUGAUAGAGUCCCUUACUAUGCUGGAAUAUCAUGGAACUAAUAUGCUUUCCAUUAAGCUAAGUCAAUAUUCGAAGGUGAAGCUAGAUUCUAUGGUGUCAUUUAGCAAAGCUCACCAAACUAAAAUGUUAAUAGAAUAAUUUUAUAGAUCGAAGAUAGCUUUUUGUAUCCUCCUAUCAUGUUUAUAUAAGGCUGUUAAAUAUACAAUAACCAAGUAACCAUGUAGCUUGAUAAGUGCUAGUUAAAAUAAGUUCAAGGCUAAUCUUAAAUUGAAAUAGUUCUUUCCUCAGGAUAUUUUUUAUCUCUCUAACCUAACUUCUUUUACAUUUAAACUUAAGCUUAGCAAUUCUAAGCACCAGAGUAUCCAGGUUAACAUUAUUAAAUUAAAGUCGAUUUAUACCAAGCUAACACUAGCAAUCCUAUUGAAGAAGUGUAAGUUUUCUUUUCAAGAGUUAUUGGAGUCUAAUUUAACAGGAAUAAUAUGCAAUUCUUGAAUGGUCUAGAUGCUAAAACUCCCAACUUAAAUGAGCUUAUUUUUGUUACUUCAAAUGUCCCAAUACCCUAAGGCUAUCUUAGUUAAGAUUCUGACGUAUAUUCAGAGAUUCAUGUUCUUUUUGAAUGGAUACCUUCUGGUGUUUAAAAAGGUUCAGGUUAUGCAGCAGAUAUUGGAACUGGGCUUUAAGAUGGAUAAUAAUUAGAUUGUAUAAGUAAAUCAGGGCUUAAUUUUGCUUAAGGAAAAGGCAUUAAAUGUUAUCUUAAGAUUGCUUAGACAAGUGAUUCAACAAGCAGAAUAAGAAUUUUAAAUUAUGAAGAAAUUAGCCCUAACACACAAAUAGAUCUAAUUUUUAUAGGUAUUUAAUCUCUCGAUAUAAAUGUUUACGGUCUUAUAAAAGUAGCAGUUGAGUUAGUAUUUAAUUAUUUAGAUCCAGUAGUUUCGAUUCUCAACAGUGGUCUAAAAUCAAAUACUUAUGAUCAAGCUAUAAACAGGUCCUAUUUGUAUAUGCCAUCUCCUUUAAUACCAGAUUUAACCUCAUCUCUUUAAGUUAAUACAAAUGCAAAUCCUACUAUAGUUACGCAAACUGGUUCAACAACGACUUUAGGUUAUAGCUCAUUCUCAUUUACAUUCACCUUAGGAUCUUAAAAUUUAAAAACAACUGACUACAUUGCAUUUAUUUUCCCUUCAGGUUUUAUUCCUUAGCACAUUAUUGAUUUCUCUGGCGUGACUAGUCCAUAGGGAUCAAGUGUUUAUGUCUUUAGUCUGGGUAGUAUAAUAUUUGUAUAACCUCUAACAUAACAGAAUAUGAAUUCCGUUAUUACUAUAACAAUAAAUAACCUAAUAAAUCCAUUUUUUACCAUUCCAUUAGGAGUUUUGCAAAUUAAUGCAUUUACUUAUAUUAACAGAAAAUAGGACACAUCUUACAUUUUUAAUUUAUAGAAUUAUCACAACGACUACAAUGCUUUAAUUUCGAACACUAAUUUACAAUACAACUCUACUAUUGCAAAAACUAAAAAUGUUCAAUACACAAUUUCAUUCUAAUUAAAUCAGUAUCUUCCUAACUAAGGAAUUAUUUAGGUUAUUUUCCCUACUAUAACUUUUAAAAGUUUAUAUUAACUAGAUGGGUUUUCUUGUUAUUUGGAUGGAUACUAAGAUUAAUCUACUUGUUAAGUAGGAGGAUACAACAAAGCUAACAUCUACCUCUAGGAUUUGCUUUUAGUACCAACUAGUAUAUACACUGUAGUCUUAAAUAAUAUACAAAAUCCAAGUAUUGACAUAUCUCAAGUAAGCCAAGCUCAAUACUUUUCAUUAGCAGUUUAUUACAAUUCCCAAUAUUUAAAUAUCAACUAGCCUUAUUCUAUGGUUAGUAUUGGAUACCCACUUAUCACAUAAAUUUAUAUUAGGCCAAUUAAUUUUGUAGUUUAAGUCGAUUAUCCCAUCUACCAAAUAGAAUCUUUACAUCAAUUUCAAAUUCUUUGCAAUUUUGAUUUAUCAGAAAACUCUAGGAUAGUAAUCAUUUUAGGAUAAAGUUAUAACUACUAUUCUUAAUAAAGCGAUAGUUAAACUGAAAUAUAAUGCUCAUCUCCAUAUAUACUAUCAGACACUUGCUUAGUCUAAUAUUCUUUAUUUGAAGGAAGCUAUACACUUGAAGUUUAAACAGCAUUUGUACCCUCCCUUUAAACUUUCUAAAUAUCUGCUAUCUUAAUGAACCCAUCUUACUACCCAAGUCCUGUUUUUUAUUCAGUAAAAAUUUAUGAGCAAGGUUAAAUUUACUAAUAUUAUGCAUCAAGUACAAUUAAUUCCAAUCAAAGACUUUAGCAGACCAUUUAGUUCUAUCCAAUAUAAAGUAGUAGUAGUUCUACAGAUGCUUUAAUUUUUAGUAGUUCAUUUAUUCUCACUUAGAAUAUACCAAGUUAAUCUAAUUAACAAGCAUAUUAUAUUUUUAAGUUAUGCUAAAAUAAUAAUAAUUUAAAAAAGGUAUUUGGAUUAUCUUAAAACCAAGUAAUAAUGACCUUAAAAUUUCCAGAUAACUUUGGAAAUAUGAAUUCAUACUAAUCUAGUAUUGAGUAUUUUAUAGAUUACUAUCAGCCUGAUUAAAAGAUAUACUCAGUGCUUAUGAUUGAACAGUUGAUUUCUGCUAUGAAACUAACAAGAGUUUCUUCAAUUAAUAACUUAUAGAGCUAAUUUUACUCAUAAAAUACUAUUCAGUUUGUCUUAAACAUUUCUUAACUAAACGAUCUAAAUAUACUGAAUUCAUGGAACUAUUUAAUUAUCAAAAAUGUUAUAAAUCCUUAAAAAUAUUUGCCUUAAAAUUUUGAGCUGAAGGUCUUUGACUCACUUUCUAAUUUCUAAAUAAUGUACUUAAACAUUGCUUAGCAGCUUUAAUACUAAAUAACAAAGGAAACACCCUCUUUAAUUAUGAUAUCCAGCAUAUAACCGCAGUCGCUUCUUUUUAACUAAAUUACAGAUUACAUAUUUACUAUAGAAUACUCAGACAACUUAUUGCAAAUAAUCAAUACAAAUUAAAGCUAUUUACUCUAUGUAACACUUCCUCUAGAAUAAAAGAUAAAAUACCUAUAAAAUAUUUAAUGUUUUAUUCAAGGACACUAAAAUCAAAUUAAAGCUAAUUCAGACUAAUGUUAUAUUUUCACUAGCAUAGAUUCAUCAAAUACUUCUGUAGUCUUAAAAUUAUCUUUCUAAAUAAUAUCUUCUUCAUCACUCCAAUUAGUCGUCAGAAAUCUAAUAAAUCCAACAUCUUUUUUCCCUUCUAUUUAAGUAAAUGAGUUCUCCGUAAAAAUUAUGGAUUAUUCAAGCAGUCAAAUAAUAUGCUCAGAUGUCAAUUAUAGAAUACUCAAUCCUAAAUAUUACUCCCACACAAUAUAUUUUUAAAAUGCAUAUUCUCUAGCUAUUUAAGUAGGAGGACCAGCAGUGUUAUAUAGAGGUUUAAAAUAUGAAUACAAAAUUAUGUUAGAAGCUCCUGCAUACAAAUUAGCUAUAAAUCCCGUUGUAUUGAACUAUUUAACAUUGACUCCUAUUAAAUCAUCACAAAUACAGAUAACCCCUAGCUAGCUUUCAUUUGAGAACUUCUAAAAUUAAUUAACUUAAUCUUUCUUUUUAUCUUUUGCAUCUGAUUAUCCAAUAACCUCUGACUCACAAUAUUUUAUUUUAAGAUUCCAAUAAAUUUAAGACCCUUAAUUGGAUAAUUUUAUUAAUAUACCUGAUUUAAAUAUUUAAUUAUCAAGCGACCAAGCAAUUAAACCAGUAAUUACUAUAAAUCUAGAUAAUUUAGACAUUAAUACUUAAGGUUAUCCUUUCUUUAUAAGUAUUUCAAUAUCCUCUUUGCCAGCUCAACCAACGUAUUUAAGCUUAAUAGUUGAUCAAACAGAUAAGUUUUAUUCAGCAGAUUAUAUGACUUAUUUAGCCUUUUAGAACCCUAAAAUAUUUAUAACAAAUUCAACAGAAUACCAAUUUUAGUUAAGCUACUCUGGGAAAAAAAUUCCUUAACCUAUACCUUUAAUGCUAUAGAUAUUAACAUAAAGCUAAAAUAUCCUAAAUUUAUAUAAAUUUUAUCCUUCAAAUAAAUUUUAUUUAGUGUUUUCUUAUUCUCCUUAUUACUCUAAUAAUAUAGCAAGGAUAUAAAUAAUGACUUUUGUACCUGAUUAUAAUUAUUCUUAACUUCUUGGUAAACCUAUGGCUUAUCAAAUUUUGCCAUAAUAUAAUCCAUAAAUAAUGAAAGUUGUUUAAGAUAGCAUCAGCCAAACAACUGCUAGCUUUAUUUUAUUUGUUGAUCAACCUUGUAAAAUUAGCUAUAUAGUCACACUCGGUUAAGAAUAGAUAGAACCAAAUACCUAAAAUUUUUUGAGUAAUUACUAUUCAUUUGCUGUUAAUAUUGGAAGUGUAUUCACUAAUUAAUUUAAUCUUUAGUUGAUAGAAAAUAUGCAGUAAAUUUUACUUACAAAAUUAUAAGCCCAACAAAACUAUAUUGUUUAUUUUAUGGCUCAAAAUGCAAUGGGUUAUUCUAGUGUUUAUAAAUAAUAAUUCAAUACUAGCGAUAUUUCUUAACCAUGCUCUUUAUAUUUAACUUUUAUAGACAUAGUUAACAGCUAAACACUAAUUUUGGGUUUAUCUUCAAUACUGAGAAUCAGUCCAAAUAAUAUUAUUAGUUUACCUUCCUUGAAUGCUAGAAAUAGCAAUAAUUCUUCUUAUGGAUACCUACACACUAAGUAGAUGCUAAUAAUCCCUGAUGUUUGGGGAUCUUAUGAUCCGAAGAUAUUGCUUUAUUCAAGCUAAAGUCAAAUACUUAAAUAGCUAGACAGAUUUGUUCCAUCUUUUGAUAAAGCUAGUAUUUUAUCUAUUCAAGAAAUGCAGGUUUAAAUACCAGAGUUUACAUCUCCUCCAAUAAUAAUAAGCUAAAAUAUAUAUGAUGCUACUAUUUCAAUAAAUACAUAAGUCUAAUCCAUAGUGUUUGCCAUCUUCAUACCUGAAAUUUAAAUUAACAUCUAGCCUUAUUAAAUUACAAAUUGCUUGAAUGCAAACAAUUAAUAAGUAGAAUAAGUUAAUUGUAUUAAAGUAAGAUCAGAAACAUCUGGUUUCUCAUCUGUCUUUGUUGAUUUCCUAUAAGAAUAAACUACUUAUUAUGGAUACUUUACUGCCGCUGCACUUACUCCUUAUGAUAGCCCUCUGCAUAUAUCAAAAUAAGUUAAAAUGAUAUCUUUUACAACAAAUGCAAACUCAAUGUUUUAAAAAAUUGUAUUGACGUCAAUUUAACUUAAUUUUGCUGGUUAUGCUUCAUUCAUUAUUAUUUAAAUUUAGGAUAUUAUUACAAGGAUUAAGUAGGACUCAAUAGCUUAAAGUAAAUUUUGUAGAUACGAUUCAAAAUUAUUCAGUGAUGACACUCCAAGCGCAAUACCAGUUGACUAAGAUUAAGAUUUUGGGUAAUAAUCUAACAAAUUGAGUAGAUUAGAGUAACUCAUAUUUAAAGAGCAUUAUUAAAAGACAAUAGAUAAAGGAUAAAUUGAUUUCAAUUCUAAAGAGGACAGAGAUGUAUUAGUGACUGCUAUUUAAAAGAAAGUAAAGAGCUCUGCAGAAAAAGCAUUUAUCAUCUCUGCAAUUAGAUAAAUUGGUGUUUUUGUAAAUCAUCCUAUGAUUUUCGAAGAAGAAUCGUUAGUGACUUAGCUAUUUAGAGAAAUAAAAAUAUAGCGUUUUGAAAUGAGAGAUACAAUAUUCAACCAAGGCGAUAUUGGAGAUACCUAUUACAUGAUAAUAAAAGGGUAAGUCCAUUGUCUACUUCCUACUUCCAAGUUAUAACAAAAAGUAGAAGAAAUUUUAGUAAAAAAACUUAAAAAGAGGAAGAAAAGGGUUAUUGCAAAAUAAAAUUAAUCUCCUUAAAUGGUGGAUAAAAUGUUGGACUUAACAGAUGAAGAGUUUUUACAACAAAAAUUUCCAUCUUUUAAAUUGGUCAAGACUUUUAAAGAAUGGGAAGGUUUUGGAGAUAUAGCACUUAUUACUCAGUAAUAUAGGACAGCAACUAUGGUUUGUAAAGAAGAUUGCUAUUGUAUAACAUUAACAAGAUCAGGUUUUGAAAAGGUUAUAGGUGAACUGCAAAGAAAAUAAAAGCUCAUCUAGGUUAAAUUUUUAAAGUAGUUCCCAUUUUUUAGUGGGAUUCCUAAAUCAAAAUUAAUGAGUAUACUUAUGGAUUUUGAAGUAAUGAAAUACUCUAAAAAUAAGAUUUUAUUUGAAGAAGGACAACCAAUUUAGCAUGUCUUCUUUAUAUUGGAAGGAGAAGUUGAAAUUUAUAAAAAAUUUAAUUAUCAGAAUAAUUAAAGAAAUUUUCUCAUAAAUGAAGAGUUGAAAUAAUAAGCUUUGAUUUAAGCUCCUUCAAUUCUGAACUCUAAAAAUAAUACUUAAAGUAUUAGAUAAGUUGGUUUAAGAAUUUUAGGACCUAAUUCUUAUUGUGGCAUUGAUGAAAUUUUUAAUGGUAAGAAUGAAAGGGAAAACUCAGCGAAAUGUAUUUCCCCUAGUUCAACUAUCUAUAUUUUGAGCAAGGAUAAAUUUUUAGAUAGUCUUAAGGUCAAUAAAUAAUUAGAAAAAAAUAAUUAAGAUUGUAUUGAAAAAGAUGAUUUACAUCGUCAGAGAGCUUAAGAUGCAACUGUUGUAAUAUAGGAAAGCUUGUAAAAGAUACAAAGCAACAUAAGUAUUGCAAGCAAAUAAACAUUAGAUGAUACAGUUGAGAAAAGAAUUCAACCUUUAAUGAACCCUAGGGAUAUUAUCAAGGAAAGAUUGGUUUUAGUUAAAGAAAUAAGCCCAGAUAAAAGCUAAAAGAAUAUUAGCCAAACGAUGUCAAACUCAUCAAGAAAUAUCAGUGAUCUAAGCUUUUCAUCUAAUAAAAUGCUUAGUAGCAAACUUAAUUAGUAAACAAGUAGAUAAGCAUCUACUUUUAUAGAAGAGAAUACAUUAUCUUCACCUAUUUAGAAUAUCUAAUUAUUAAAAAAAUCCCUAUAAAAGGCUACCUCAAUUUUAUAUUAACCAUCUCAACAGGAUUAGUCAGAUUAGGAAAAGUCCAAUGAAACAGAAGAAUUUUCUAUAUUUUCAAAUAAAUAAAUAUGUCCCCUUUCUCCAAUUCAUUAAAAAAGUUAAAUUCAAAAACAGAUAUGUUCCACCUCAUAAAAGUUAAUAUUAGAUUAAGAAUCUCUUUAAUCUCCUCUUCAUACAAACCAUAAAAAAAGCUUAUCUUCAAGGUUAGGAUAUUUUUGCAACACAUAAUACUAAUUUUCUACAUAGCAACCACAGCAUUUGCAAUAAAAAUCUUAGUUUUCUAACAGUAUUUAAUUAAACUCAAAGGAAUUUUUAAAUGAAAGCACCUCCUUUUAAAAGUAGAAUGUAUAAAAAUUAUCAGAAUUAAUGAAGCAAAAGAUGGAGUGUAUGGAAAAGAUUAAUUUUUAGCAUAUGUAUAGAUCUUUGUCUUACAUAAAGAACAAUAGUAUUCUUAAAACAAUAAUAAAUUAGCAAGAACAUAAAAUAAAGCCAUCUAAUCACUUAGGUGAAUAUCUUAAUCAGCUUCAUUAACAAAAACUUAAUUCUACAAAUAAUUCAUAAAGUCUUCUUGCCAAUAACAAAGAAAAAAUAUCUACAGAGAAUCCACUUUUUUCUAUCCCUAAUGCAUCAAGCUUAAGAGAAAAGAUCAUUUUAAAACCACAAAAAUCUUAAAAAUAAAACCAAAUGCUAUUCUAAAAUGUCCCUCAAUAAACUCUUGAAAUGUAUAGCUAAUAGGAACUUGUAAGACUUUAGCACUUAAAUGAAAUGUAAAAAAAUAAAAGUAGUAAAAACUUCUUUAAAUAAAAGAACAUUCACUUCAAAAAUAAUUCAAUAUCUUACAAUACAAGCACUACAGCUGAGUAUAUUUAACAACAAAUGUUCUAAUAAAGGUCACGAAACAUAUCACCAAAUAACUUCUUCUAAGAGCUUUUCAAUAAAAAAAGACAAGAAAACAUUGUAUAAGCGUAGUAAAAACUGAAUAAAUUUGAAUAAGAAAAAAUGUAAGCAAGAUAGAACAUACCAAUUAAUUGGUAGCAAAAUGUUAUUUUUAAAGAUGAGCUGUUUUUAGAAAAUUUAAAUAAAUAAGAAUUAAAUGAAUCUCCUAUAAAAAAGUAUUUAGAAAAUAAGCAGUCAGAACUAUUAUUCAUGAAAACUUCUGAUAGCUCUAACUUUGACAUGAGUAAAUCUAAUGAAAAUAUUAGCAAAAACAUGGAUUUCGAUAGUAUACUAGAAUAAUCUUUACCUUUAAGCUCUCCUACUUAGAAAUCAAGGUUCAUUUAGUUUAAAAAAUUAUCAAAAAUAUCUAACUUAUAAGAUAAAGAAACAUAAUAAAAUAGAAGGAGCAUCCUGGACUUUAUUCAGUAAAUAAAUAGCGAAAAAACAUCUUGA
Molecule: messenger RNA, 24816 nt
Organism: Tetrahymena thermophila SB210
Lineage: Eukaryota; Ciliophora; Oligohymenophorea; Hymenostomatida; Tetrahymenidae
Product: cyclic nucleotide-binding domain protein
Exons: 42
Source: RefSeq, a predicted model, not a curated record